Messenger RNA from Phytophthora infestans T30-4, 1023 nucleotides. Its product is annotated as Drug/Metabolite Transporter (DMT) Superfamily. Bases 1 to 1023 code for a protein of 340 amino acids. Gene Ontology annotation, molecular function: UDP-galactose transmembrane transporter activity. The record is from RefSeq and is a predicted model, not a curated record. NCBI's taxonomy places the organism in Eukaryota, Oomycota, Peronosporomycetes, Peronosporales, Peronosporaceae. Gene Ontology annotation, biological process: pyrimidine nucleotide-sugar transmembrane transport. The transcript has 2 exons. Gene Ontology annotation, cellular component: Golgi membrane.
AUGACGGCGCCGCUGGGUCUCGAGACCAAGACCCAACGGGGUAUCUUCGUCACGUACAUGGGGCUAUGGGUGAGCUACGGGCUUCUGAACGAGCUAGCCAAGCGAGAGAGUGUGCGCUUCAAUUCUGCCUGCGCUGUCGUGAUACAAUCGCUACUCAAACUGGUAAUAGCGAGCUACAUGUACCUGACGUCGGACGCUCAAGUGACGGAGACGCUUACUACACGCAUCCGGUUCAUGCUGUCCCAGGCGCAGGAACACCGUCAACUAUUCCUGCUUUACUUUAUCCCAUCCGGACUCUACGUGGUCUACGACGUGCUGUCUUACAUCAACCUGCGUGCAUUUGACGCUGCCACCUACUUCCUGUUGCUCCAGUUCCGGCUCGUGAUCACGGGUGUCCUGCAUCAAGCGAUGUUCUCCAAAAGACUGAACCGCAAUCAGUGGGUCUCGUUGGGUGUCACGACGGUGGGAUGCGCUAUUAAGACUCUGGGCUCGCAGGAGCACAACGGUUCUGCCAAGUUGGGUGCCCACAGCAAUGCUCCGACACUCAUGGCCUAUGGGCUACUGAUGGUACAGAUGCUCAGCAGCACAUUCGCUGGUGUGUACAAUGAACUUCUUCUUAAGAAGCAAGCUACGAUCCCGGUGAACCUACAGAACGUCUUCAUGUACAUCGACUCUAUUGUCUGCACGAUGGGGAUGCUCGCACUGGGAUUGACUGGUCAGACGGCUCAGGAAGCUCUGACGAUUGCCAACUUCAGUGUCCUGUUGUCGCCUUAUGUGCUGCCCAUGGUGCUUAUUAUGUCGUUCAUUGGCGUGGUAACGAGUCUCUUCCUUAAGCAGCUAGACUCGAUCCGCAAGGCCAUUGCCAGUGCAUUGGAGUUGGUCUUCCUACCGUUGCUAAGUGCUGUGCUAUUCGGCCAACCGAUCACGCUGUACACAGUGGCUGCUGUUUGCUUCGUGGGGUUUGGAGUCUACAUUUACUCACUGCCGGUAGAGACCACAGGGCUGCCUCACAAGUCUGCUUAA